This is a messenger RNA of Ordospora colligata OC4, 537 nucleotides long. Its product is annotated as membrane traffic protein. NCBI's taxonomy places the organism in Eukaryota, Fungi, Microsporidia, Ordosporidae. The transcript has a single exon. The record is from RefSeq and is a predicted model, not a curated record. The coding region runs from base 1 to 537 and encodes 178 amino acids.
AUGGAGUGUCUUAGGAAGCAAGCCAAUAAAAUCCCUGUACUCCAAAGACUUGAGGAUCUGACGAAAAUAGACAAGACCUACAUCUUGCUUGGUGCAUGCCUGUUUUGUGUUGCUAUCAUUAUGGCAACCCCCUUCGGGCCGAUCGUGACGUCAACAAUUGGUAUUGUCAUUCCUUUGCAAGAGACACUUGUGAUACUGAAGCAAGUCAACCCAAAACGAGAUGAGAUAAAGCAUAUGCUUGUUUUCUGGAUGGUUUUUGGAAUACUUACAUCUCUGGAUGCAUACUCAGGCCCUAUACUUCGAUUUGUUCCUUUGUGGUACACAAUAAAGUUCUUUUUUGUGCUUUGGGCAGGACCGCUAAGGUUCAAGGCAGGAUUGGUUCUGUAUGACAAUAUACUGAUUCGCAUACCUGAGCAUUGGUAUACAGGGCAAUGUGGGAUUGAGAGUGCAGUCAGGAAAGCCACUGAUGCUGUGAAGACAGUUGCAGAGAACGAAUUCAAAAAGAAGGAUGCCGAAGAUGCCAAGAAAGUUGAUUAA